Dictyostelium discoideum AX4 is the source of this 516-nucleotide messenger RNA. RefSeq lists its product as hypothetical. The coding region runs from base 1 to 516 and encodes 171 amino acids. NCBI's taxonomy places the organism in Eukaryota, Evosea, Eumycetozoa, Dictyosteliales, Dictyosteliaceae. The record is from RefSeq and is a predicted model, not a curated record. The transcript is spliced from 2 exons.
AUGUCAGUAAAUAGUAGUAGUUUUAAUAAUAGUGGUAGUAUCAACAAUAAUAAUAAAAAUACACAUGAUCAUCUGACUUGUCAUUUAUCAGAUUUUUUAAACACAAAUAAAAUAAAAAAUUGUACAGUUGAAAAUUUAAUUGAAAAUGAAAAUGAUAAUCAUUUUAAAAUUUAUAAAUUUUUAUUAUUUGAUUUCUCAGAAGUUGUUGGAAAAAUGGUUAAAGAGUAUUUACCAAAUAGAAAUGGUGAAGUGAAGGAUUAUUCAAGUAGUGGGAAAUAUUGUUUACCAGAUGAGGGACUUUUAAAAAUGGUUUAUGAUAUCGCAACAAUAGAAUACAAAAUCAAUACACCAAUUGGGAAAGAGAAUUUUAUAGAAGGUUUUGUGGACACUCCUGAUUUAAUACACUUUACAAUAAAGUUUGUUUCCAAGACUGCAGAGUUCCAUAAUGUCUCAAGUUUUUGUGAUUCUUUUGAUUCAUCUUCAACUACUAUAACAAAUACAACCUUUUCAACAUAA